Guyanagaster necrorhizus is the source of this 4045-nucleotide messenger RNA. RefSeq lists its product as uncharacterized. Gene Ontology annotation, biological process: negative regulation of transcription by RNA polymerase II. The transcript is spliced from 10 exons. Gene Ontology annotation, cellular component: chromatin; Sin3-type complex. Gene Ontology annotation, molecular function: transcription corepressor activity. Lineage: Eukaryota; Fungi; Basidiomycota; Agaricomycetes; Agaricales; Physalacriaceae. The record is from RefSeq and is a predicted model, not a curated record. The coding region runs from base 32 to 4003 and encodes 1323 amino acids.
CUCUAACGCCCACUACCCCGUUGGCCUCACGAUGGAUGUGCCCGUAGAUCCUCUUUUAAAAGCGCCUUUCCCACAACGACCUGGCUCUCGAAUUGACAUGGACGUUGAUACUAAGCCCAUUGUUGGAUCGUCAUCGUCGUCUGUGGCUCCUAGACCAACCCCUCCUCUUCCUCAUCCUGGGCACAUCGACAGUCCUCCACCAAAGCCGAAAAUUCCGACACAAUCUAUUGGUGAAGAUGCCUCACCUCCCUCGCGUCUUUCUCCUGGUCCAAAAGUAAAGUCGGGGACACCGAAGCCACUGACGCCGACCCUACGUCCGGGUGAAGCUGCUGCAGGACCUUCUUCUGGGCCAAAAUCACCUGAAGCUGGGAGGCCGUUGAACGUCACGGAUGCGCUGAGCUACUUGGAUGCAGUAAAGGUUCAGUUCCAGGACAAGCCAGAGGUUUACAAUCGCUUUUUGGAUAUUAUGAAGGAUUUCAAAAGCCAAGUUAUUGAUACUCCUGGUGUCAUACAACGGGUGUCGCGUCUAUUCCAUGGGAACCCUUCGCUUAUCGGAGGAUUUAACACGUUUCUUCCAGCUGGUUAUCACAUAGACGUAUCUGCAGACCCCCUUGAUCCGAAUACAAUCACCGUCACUACUCCGCAGGGAACGACGACACAAAGCACCAACAAUUUUGGAAUCGCCAGAAUACAGCCUCCCCGCGACAUUCCAGGGUUUGGCCCUAACCUCGCUCAUCCACUUCCAUAUCCUCCUGGCAUUGCCCCGCCUCUCUUGCCUCCGCUCAGCUCUCGUUCGAUGACCCCACAAGCCUACCAUCUCUCCCAUGUUACUCCACAAUUCGAUCCCAACUUUUCCCCAGGAUUUCACCAAAGCACGCAGACAAAUGCGGCCGCAUCGCUUCUAGGGAACCUGAAUAACAAGAAUGCCGUGGAGAAACAACCACCAGGAGAGUUCAACCAUGCGAUACAAUACUUGAACAAGAUAAAAGCGAGAUACUCGGAUAUCCCUAACACGUACAAACAAUUUCUCGACAUCCUUCAAACAUACCAGAAAGAGCAAAAGCAUACCCAAGAGGUUUACUCCCAAGUCCGGGUCUUGUUCAAGGAUGCUCCCGACUUGUUGGCGGAAUUCAAAGACUUUCUUCCCGAGGUAGUUCCUCCUCAGAACGGAAUGGUGAUCGUUCCUCAGCCAUCUGGGAGUCAAACGAUGUCGGCCUCACAAGCGUGGAACCCCCCCGAUUCUUCAUCAAGUUCUCCCGAUAAAGCUGUCAAGAAACCUGGGCAGCCUCUGAAAAGAAAGAAGCGCGCGGUAGAGAAAGAUACGACCCCAGUCCCUCCAACGAAGGUAGUGCCUACCAGGGCCAAGAAACCUAAACAUCACCAUAAAGACACUGGUUCUCCUUCAUUCUCGCCAUAUAUGGGCCCAUCAUCGCCCCAACCCACUCACACCCACGGUCAUGUACACCCACCGAACCCUCAAUUACCUCCGCCUCCUGUACCUCAUUCGCACCCUAUGCAACCUCCAAUAUCUACCCAUUCCAUUUCAAUGUCAUCCGCCCCGGCAUCUGCAGAUCGCCUUUGGUUCUUUGACCGUGCGAAGAAGGCCCUAGAAAGCCGAGAGAUGUAUGAGGAAUUCUUGAAGCUCCUCAAAGUGUUUUCGAACGAGAUUAUCGAUGUCAAAACAUUGAUUGACCGGAGCCGGGCCUUUUUGGGCGAUGGAGAAUUGAUGACUGAGUUUAAGGAAUUAGUGGGGUGGGAUUCUCGACAAGAAAAGGUCGAAAAUGGUCCCCCGGGGAGUAUCCGAACAGGUCCUCCAGAGGCACUGUCGGCGCUACCUGUUGACGAUGGAGAAGGUCCCAGUUAUCGGAAACUCCCUGACAGCGAGGUGCGCUUGGCAUGUUCCGGUCGUGACGAACUUUGCCGGUCUGUCCUCAAUGACGAAUGGGUUUCGCAUCCUACGUGGGCUUCCGAGGAAGCCGGUUUCGUGACUCACAAAAAGAACUCCUUUGAGGAAGCCCUUCACAAGAGCGAGGAGGAGCGACAUGAAUAUCAUGUUCAACUACAGGCUCUCACGGCCACCAUCGCGGUUUUGGAACCCCUUUGCGCACGAAUCGAGGAGAUGACAAGCGAGGAACGGUCAUUGUUCAGACUUAAGCCGAAUCUUGGUGGGUCGGGACGCUGUCUGUACGAACGUAUCAUCAAGAGGAUCUACGGCCGUGACAACGGCAUAGAGAUUCUGAGAGCUCUGCAAGAGAACCCCGGUGUCGCCGUACCAGUUGUCCUUACCCGGCUGAAGCUAAAGGACGAGGAAUGGAGACGGGCACAACGUGAAUGGAGUCGAACCUGGCGCGAGGUUGAUUCGAAGAACUUCUACAAGUCUUUGGAUCAUCAGGGGAUCAGCUUCAAAGCGAACGACAAAAAGAAUAUCACCGCGAAGCACUUUGUGGCCGACAUAGAGACAAUUAAAGGUCAGCAGACUGCCGCUGAGCCGCAAGAUCACAUCCCUGCAUUUGCUGCAGGCUCCGUUGGGCCGCAACUUGAAUAUUCUUUCGAGGAUUCUGUCGUCUUACAUGACUGUUUGAAAAUGAUCUUUUCGUUCUUAGAUCGCUCACAGGGCCAGUACAGUCAGCCUGAGCGGAGGAGUGUGGAGAAAUUCGUCCGGACUUUUGUGCCAGUCCUGUGUAUGUAUCCUCUGGCCGAGUUCAACGACGCGUGUGGACCUCCGGACGGCAUUCUUGAUGAUGCCCAUGAACGUGGCGAUGUGAGCAGAGGUGGUAGGAGGUCAACAGGCAGUGUCUAUUCUGUCUACUCGAAUGGGAUUGUUGCGGAAGACUUGCGGAAGAAACUUCUUCGGACGGUGCAGGAGAGGACAUCUACUGGAAAUCCCAGAGGAUCAAUGUCAGCAGUAGGAUCUCGUGCUCCUUCACCUGCUUCGGGUCGUCAUUCACCCUCUGCUCGGCAAGAUGAAGAGAUCACUCGAGCGCCGCCUGAAGAUAUUUGGAUCAGGGAAACUGCUGCAACCGGUCCGGCCUCUGAUCACAUCGCUAACGGAGGUGAAUCGGAUCGGCCUUUUUUUGCAAACACAACGUUCUAUACAUUACUGCGUCUGUUACAGCUAUUAUACUCUCGUCUGCUGAUGUGUAAGGAAGUUGGCCAACAGCUUGUAGCAAAUAAGCAUGCGCAGCUGAAGGCUAACCCUGUAGCUGUUCAGCUGGGCCUGGAUGAUCCGAAUGGACCCGCCACAUUGCUUACACAAACCCAGGACGUUCUGAACGUCCGGGAGGAAAACAAUGUCGCGUAUAUGUAUCUUUUAGAUGCAUGCGACAAAGUAUUUUCGGGGGAGCUAGACCAAAUCUCGUUCGAAGAGCACAUGAGAUGGUUUUUCGGAAAGAAGGCUUAUCACUUGUUUACAAUGGACAAAUUAAUUACCGCCUUGGUGAAACAGGUCCAGACGAUUAUCGGUGAUUCCAAGUGCCAGGAGCUAUGGUCGUUGUUGCGAAGUGCCCAGCAUACGAACUCGAUAACUAAUCAGGAUGUUGUUCGAUAUCGACGGGAGGCUGAGAGACACGUUGGUCAAGAUGACCAUCUCUAUCGAAUUCAAUGGAUGCGAGGGACCAAAAUGGUCCGUGUACAGCUCAUGGCGCCCGAAGACUCAAGUGUCGAGGGAGGCAGGGAUGCUGUGUCCCGCUGGCGCGAGUAUGUUAACACAUAUACGAUGCGCCAUCCCACGGAAUGGAUACCCACGGAAAAAGAGACAAGCAGCAGGGUGUUUCUCGCAAGGUCGAUCCGGAAUUCGGCGGAUGGCACAGCCGUUUCAGGAGAAGGAAUGAUAAGUGUACGGAUAAGUGUACCGACGUACAAAAUCGUGUAUGAAGGAGGGUCGGAAGAGGUGCUGUUUACCCGUUUGACGAGCAGUUCGUUGAUAGAGCGGGCACACGCCAGGGAGGAGGAACGGAGGAAGUCCAUGACUACAUUGAAUGCCGUAUGGGAAAGCUAUUUAUAGAUAUUCAAAUUUGCAGAAAACAAGUUUAAUCGAUGGGUAUAA